AUGUCUAAUAAAACUCCUAUACACAACCUCAUAGUCCCCGCAAAUGCCACUAAUCCAUCCUUACUUCAGAAUAAUCUUGGCGAUGAAUCCGCAGAUUUUCACAUUCGUCGAAAGCGUGUAAUUAAGCUAGAUAAAAAUGGAGAUGACGAAGGUCAACCAAUAUGGAUUGAAAACGCACGCUACAUUGUCAAUAUUCAAAGACAUAAUUUUAGUGUUUGUGCUGGUACUAUAUUAUCUGCUAUAUUUGUCUUAGUUCUUCGUUCUUGUGUUUAUCCGAUUCCAGUGUAUUCGGAAAGGUACGCUGCCUACACUAUCUUUUCUGGUUCAGAGUCAAGAAACAGCGGAUCUCGUCACACAAUCAGAAGAAGUAUAAGGGUCGAACCCAAUAAACAACUAGCCUUGAUAGAAGUUUCUCCACAUUUUUACUUUGAAGAAAGUCCUAAUAAGCCAAUAAGUCUCUUCCUAGGAGCUCUACCUCCUCCACCUCGCGUAGCGUAUGGUAUUUUUAGUGGCUGGGGUUGCACAAAGUCAGGAUCGGAAUGCCACAAACGUGUUUAUCCUACGGAGUUAAUGCAAGUCCGACUACCGAUAAUUCCGUUGGUAGAGUGUAUUGGUAUUUACGAGGGAUACGAAAGAAUUACAGAUCAAAAUAUUUGUACUCUUGAUGAAACCAAAAGAAGAGGUACUUGCUAUCGAGAUGAAGGCGGCCCCCUAGCGGUCCAGUUCCCUCCACUACAGGCGCCUCACCUGCUUGGAGUAUUGCUUUUUGGAGGAUACGAUUUAGGAGUAGAUCCGGAUGUUUUUAUUAACCUUAAUCAUUACGUGGUUAAUCAAUGGAUCACUCAUACGAUUAACCACCAUGUUGUGAACUAA
Molecule: messenger RNA, 873 nt
Organism: Belonocnema kinseyi
Lineage: Eukaryota; Metazoa; Arthropoda; Insecta; Hymenoptera; Cynipidae
Product: serine protease 38-like
Exons: 4
Coding region: 1-873 (290 amino acids)
Biological process (GO): proteolysis
Molecular function (GO): serine-type endopeptidase activity
Source: RefSeq, a predicted model, not a curated record